CAUAAUCACAUCGAUAAUAAAGAAGAAUAAAUAGAAUAGUGCAUUAAAGUUUGAGCACUAGUGAUAUCCUGAAACAGACUCCGCCAUUUUAUUCGCACCUGAAAAAACUUAUUUGAAGUACACCUGAACAAUUUAUAAGUGUAUAUGGUUCCCAAAAGUUUCAAAAAAUUGUCAUGAACUUAGUUCAAAAGAUGAAAAACACAUAUAUCUCAGGAUUAGUACUAUUGCUGAUUGCGAUAUCAACGAUAGAUGCACUGAAAUGUUACCAGUGUUCUUCUACAACUGACCCAGACUGUGGAGAGAGGUUUGAUCAUGACAAUGUGCAGGAUUUAACAAUCAAGUCUGAAGAAUGUGUCGUAGACUCUGCUCAAUAUUGUGUAAAAACUAUAGGAGUAUGGGGAGGUGUUGUGGGUACUCGUAGAUUCUGCAGCUCAAGAGAUAUGGGUAAUCAGUGCCAAUACAUCACCUAUGCAGAUCACGACAGAACAUACCGCGCCUGUAUAUACAGUUGCUAUGGAGACCAUUGCAAUAGUGCCACAUCUUCAAGCAUCAAUAAACUAUUCAUGAUUGCAACCAUAGUUACCGGAUUGUUAUGGCGCCUCUUAUAAUUUCACUAGGGUGGACUAUCGUGGUGUUCUGUAGGGUCUUCAUGUAUAUAUAAUUGAUGGUGUAUAAAUUUUGUACUAUAUACCAAUUAAGUCCAGAGCUUAAAUGUAUCUCAAAUUGACUAGAAUAAGUUAAUGCUAAUAGUCUUGUAUUGACAAGACAACCUUCUUGGGAAAGAGAAAAAUGGUGAAAUAUUUGCAUAUUUAUCAAUUUUGGUCAAAUUGCGAAACUGCGGAAUUUACACCAUCUUCAAGGAAAAAUGCUGAGAUCAAUGACAUAUCAAUCAGUUUGUUUUUAUUUUUUAUUUCUUUAUUCAUUCCAUGUUUCUAAUAAGUGCAUUAUAGAACAACAUGCAUUGUAAAUAUUCUAAUCAUUCCUAAGAAUCUGUGUAAAGAUGUUUCAAUCAUUCCAUAAUUUAUCAAGAAUAGUUCUACAAGUACAUGUAGCUACUUAAAUUGAUGCUUUCAAAAUAUAAAACAAAAUCAGAAUUUGAAUAUUGAUUUAAAAUUAACAAGUUAAAAUAGCCCGUUAAAAUCAUGUAUCUUUUCUGUAACAGAUUUAAUAAGUAUAUCAUGUAACAUAGACUAUAGACAUUAGCUUUUUAUCUCAUAUUUGUGUCCAUUAGAUCCCAUUAAUUGAGCUUGUAGUAGUAACUAUAUCCUAGUAUUAUGUAUAUUCUGAUAUUUUCUUAAAAGUAAAAUAAUAUUGUAAAAAAUUAUAAUCAUGUCCAAUAUUUUAUUACAAUAAUGUAAAUUUUGUAUAUUUACCUUCAAUUUUUAUCAAUAAAAAUAUUUUAUAAGAAUAGAAAAUGUUAU
This is a messenger RNA of Owenia fusiformis, 1421 nucleotides long. The record is from the annotation of a GenBank genome assembly. Lineage: Eukaryota; Metazoa; Annelida; Polychaeta; Sabellida; Oweniidae.